CAAGCUGAUUUCGGACAAGCACCUUUGAAAGUCGAUAUUAAACUUAGUCCGACUUUGAAGACCUAAAGGAGGAAUGGAUUUACUCGGUGGUGGACUCAUGCACAAGAGCAAUAAUGUAUAAAAUCACUUUCCAACUUUUGGAGGAUAGCAGUAUAAAGGAUAAAAGUUGGCAUAAUGCACCCAAUAAACUACUAUCAGGAUGGAUGUGCGCGUAUUUGCUGAUGCUCUUGGUUUGUGAACUACCCGAACUUUCUUUGUGUGCAAGUGUGGCAGCAUCCAAAGUCAAACAUGAAGGAUUUUGUCCCAACAAGCUGAAUUCCAAUCUGUGGGUUGAUGCGCAAAGCACCUGCGAGAGGGAAUGCAACGUCGAUGAGGACUGUGCCGACUUUGAGAAAUGCUGCACCAACGUGUGUGGCCUCAACAGCUGUGUGGCUGCACGUUUCUCUGAUGGCACCCCUGCCCAGCCAGAUGGGCAGGGUGGGGGAAAAGACAAUGAUGCCCCCGCCUCCACCGCUACCUGCGAGGGCUUUAUCUGCAGCCAGCAGGGGGCAAUCUGUGACAUCUGGGACGGACAGCCCAUCUGCAAGUGCCAGGACCGCUGCGAGAAAGAGCCCAACUUCACCUGCGCCUCAGACGGCCUCACCUACUUCAACCGCUGCUACAUGGACGCCGAGGCCUGCAUCCGCGGGGUGACUUUAACUGUUAUCACCUGCCGCUUCUACCUGGCCGGGCCCCACACCAGUCCACUGCCUCAGGACACUACAGCUAACCCCACCCCGACAUCCUCCCAGGAGGACCCCAUGCCCCCCACACUGUACUCCAACCCUCACCACCAGUCCAUCUAUGUUGGAGGCACCGUCAGCUUCCACUGUGACGUUAUUGGAGUCCCCAGACCUGAUGUGACAUGGGAGAAACAGAGUGAGCGGCGAGAGCGCCUGGUCAUGAGGCCUGACCAGAUGUACGGCAAUGUGGUUAUCACCAACAUCGGUCAGCUUGUCAUUUACAACGCCCAGGUGUGGGAUACAGGUAUCUACACCUGCAUCGCACGGAAUUCGGUGGGAGUUCUUCAUGCAGACUACCCGCUGUCUGUCAUCCGCCGGGCCGAUGAUGAUUUCUCUGAAGAUCCUGAGAUGCCCAUGGGGCGGCCAUUCUCACCGGCAGACUGCCUGGCUGAAGUAGACCUGAGGGUGUGCAGUGGCGAGCGCCACGUGGACUGGUAUUAUGACAGCAAGCUGGGCUCCUGCAUGGCCUUCAGCAACGGUGGAUGUGACGACAGCCGCAACCGCUUUGAGACUUAUGAGGAGUGCAAGGCCUCCUGUCAGAGAGAGGGGAUGGGUAUCUGCUCCCUGCCUGCUGUCCAGGGCCCCUGCAAAGCCUGGGAGCCACGUUGGGCCUGGAAUUCCCUCAUGAAACAGUGCCAAGCCUUUGCCUAUGGUGGCUGCCAUGGGAAUGCCAACAGCUUCCACACCAAGAAGGAGUGUGAGGCAAACUGCCCACAGCCCAAAAGGAAACCUUGUAAGACCUGCCGGGUGAAGGGGAAAAUGGUGCCCAGCUUAUGCCGGAGUGACUUUGCUAUUGUGGGGCGGCUGACAGAGCUGGUGGAGGAUCUGGACUCUGGGUUAGCCCGCUUUAGCUUGGAGGAGGUUCUGAGAGAUGAAAAAAUGGGCUUGACUUUCUUUAAUACCAAACACCUAGAGGUGACUAUCGCCAAGAUAGACUGGAGCUGUCCCUGUCCCAACAUCACCAUGGAGGAAAACCCUCUGCUGGUGAUGGGUGUAGUGCAGGAUGGUAUGGCCAUCAUCCAGUCAGACAGCUACGUCAGAGCCAUAACUGAACGCAGACUCAAGAAGCUACGUGAGGUUGUGGUUAAAAAGACCUGCGAGGCAUCAUAGAAGUCUCAGGAGUCAGACUCGGUAGCUCACAGAGGGUCUGUGGACACCUUCACCUUUAGCACUGAAGGGAAUUGCAACACGAAAAACUGACAUUUAAUAACUCUUUAAAUGAAAAGGCAAAAAUAAGUCAAAUGCUGAACGUUAAUGACGUUAUGAGAGAUCAUUUGUAUGUUCAAUAUAGGUUUAUUCAUGACAACACAGGUUGUACAACAUUCCACGUGUUGCGUCCAGUAAUAUCAGUGCUGAAAUGCUCUUUUUAAAUAAGUUUCAAUAUAGAUAUUUUUUGUUUUGACGUCUUCUGUAUGCUUGUAUACAGAAACAUAAGAUAGUAGCCGGGGUAGCAGCCACACAGGCUGAACAAAUGCCUAGCUUGUGAUGCUGAAGAUAUAGACACCUGCAGUAUAUUAUGUCUUUUUUCUGUUUUAUUGUAUUGUGUUUACUUUGUAUUGGGCUCUUUAUAUAUUAGACAUUUACAUAGGUGUUUUAUAUAGGUUUCCUUGUGUUGUUAUGUCUGAUUUCAAGCUCUAAUGUACAGCGCAUUGUCUCUCGCAUAUCUCCCUCUGCGAAGCACUUCUGCUAACUUAAGUUUUACUGACAGUCUGCAAACUGAAUGAAGAAAUAAAAAGAGCAGGUUGGCGGUAUCAAGGUAAACACAGUACACACAACACCAAAUACGUGAGCCUGAUCAACUUUACUCAACUGUGCAAUACAGAAGAAUACAGUGUAUAAGAGAUUACAUUAUUUCUGUUCUCAUUAAAGA
Molecule: messenger RNA, 2652 nt
Organism: Chelmon rostratus (copperband butterflyfish)
Lineage: Eukaryota; Metazoa; Chordata; Actinopteri; Chaetodontiformes; Chaetodontidae
Gene: wfikkn1
Product: WAP, follistatin/kazal, immunoglobulin, kunitz and netrin domain containing 1
Exons: 2
Coding region: 114-1892 (592 amino acids)
Cellular component (GO): extracellular region
Molecular function (GO): serine-type endopeptidase inhibitor activity; protein binding
Source: RefSeq, a predicted model, not a curated record